Closterium sp. Naga37s-1 is the source of this 1017-nucleotide messenger RNA. Lineage: Eukaryota; Viridiplantae; Streptophyta; Zygnematophyceae; Desmidiales; Closteriaceae. The record is from the annotation of a GenBank genome assembly.
AUGGCCAAUCAAAGAGAUGCGUUGAUCAGGGUGGUCGGUUUGCGCAUACGUAGAGUUGAAACGCCCCAUCUCCCAUUCAAUAUAUCCCAUUCCCCAUUUCACAUUCCCCAUCUCCCAUUCCCCAUCUCCCAUUCCUCAUUUUCCAUUCCCCAACUCCCAUUCUCUUCCCCAACUCCCAUUCUCCAUCUCCCAUUCCACAUCUCCCAUGCUCCAUCUCCCAUUCCCCAUCUCCCGUUUUCCAUCUUCCAUGCAACAUCUCCAUUCCCCAUCUCCCAUGCCCCAUAUCCCAUUCCCCAUCUCCCAUUCCCUAUCUCCAUUCCCCAUCACCCAUGCCACGUCUCUCAUUCCCCAUCUCCCAUUCCCCAUCUCCCAUUCCCUAACUCCCAUUCCUCAUCUCCAAUGCCCCAUCUCCCAUUCCCCAUCUCCCAUUCCCCAUCUCCCAUGCCCCAUCUCCCAUUCCCCAUCUACCAUUCCCCCCAUUCCCCAUCUUCCAUUCCCCAUCUCCCAUUCCCAAUCCCCCAUUCCCCAUCUCCCAUUCCCCAUAUCCCAUUCCCCCCAUUCCCCAUCUCCCAUUCCCCAUCUCACGUGCCCCAUCUCCCAUUCCCCAUAUCCAAUUCCCCCCCUAUUUCCCAUCUCCUAUUCCCCCUCUCCCAUUCCUCAUCUCCCAUGGCCCAUCUCCCAUCCCCCAUCUCCCACUUCCCAUCUCCCAUUCCCCAUCUCCCAUUCCCCAUCUCCCAUUCACCAUCUCCCAUGACCCAUCUCCCAUUCCUCAUCCCCUUUUCCCCAUCUCCCAUUCCCCAUCUCCUAUCCCCCAUCUCCCUUACCCCUCUCCUUUUCCCCGUCUCCCAUUCCCCAUCUCCCAUGCCCCACCUCCCAUUUUACAUCUCCCAUUCCCCAUCUCCCAUUCCCCAUCUUCCAUUACCCAUCUCUCAUGCCCCGUCUCCCAUUUCCCAUCUCCCAUUCCCCAUCUCCCGUUCCCAUCUCCCAUUCCCCAUAUCCAAUUCUCCGUUACAGUGA